Penicillium digitatum Pd1 is the source of this 1023-nucleotide messenger RNA. NCBI's taxonomy places the organism in Eukaryota, Fungi, Ascomycota, Eurotiomycetes, Eurotiales, Aspergillaceae. The record is from RefSeq and is a predicted model, not a curated record.
AUGACGGAUACUACAGCCCCAAUUGAGCUUCCUGUCAUUGACAUCUCCAAUCCCCGUGACCCCGCCGUGGGGAAGGCCAUGCUGGAUGCCGCCACAAAGUAUGGCUUUCUUUAUGUCAACAGCAAGGGAACCGAUUUCACUGUGGAGGAUGUGGACUGUGGAUUCGGAUUGAAUCGUGGCUGGUCCGGAAUGCAUACGGAAACCCUCGACCCCGAGCAUCAGCGGACCGGUGACUUCAAAGAAGCCAUGAACUUCGGCGACUUCAAAGACGGCAAAGCCCAGCAGCCUCUGCCACCGUCACUAACCCCCCACGAAGCGGAGAUCAACGGCUUUGCCGAACUCUGCAACAAAACUUGCACCCGAAUUCUGACUCUGCUAGCUUUAGGACUAGAGAUCCAAGAAGACUUCUUCACAACCCGUCAUGACCCAAGCACAGGCCCGACAGGCAGCAUCCUACGGUACCUGUAUUACCCAUCGAUCUUCUCGCCAACAACAGCAGCCUACAAGCAUGAUAAGGACGUGCGAGCCGGCGCGCACUCCGACUACGGCAGCGUCACGCUUCUCUUCCAGCGGCCGGGCCAGCCAGGUCUAGAGAUCCUGACUCCGGAAGGCAACUGGGCGCCCGUUCCCAUCGUGCCCGGCACUGCAGCCGAGGCCGAGGGGUAUCCGUUCCCGCCUAUCUUGGUGAACAUCGGCGAUUUGCUGAGUUACUGGACGGAUGGGCUGCUGAAGUCGACGGUGCACCGUGUUGUCUUCCCGCUUUCUGAGCAGCGCAGCCCGAAUCCGCAGGAUCGGUAUACGCUGGUAUAUUUCUGUCAUCCUAUUGAUGAGACGGAGUUGGUGCCUGUUCCUAGUGGGAUUGUUGCUGCGCAUCGUGAGCGGACUGGGGGUGUUCCUGCUGAAGGGAAGGUUGGGUUUGGGGGUGGCGCGGGCCAUUUGGUGCCUGGGAAAAGGCCUUUGACGGCGCAUGAACAUCUUAUGUCCAGGCUGGAGGCUACCUAUGGGUUUACUAAGGAGAAGUGA